AUGAUAUCUAAUAGUAAUACUCUGACUUUAGAUAGAGCCGAAGAAGUCAUAAUAAAAACUGUCUUAAGGAAUACGGAAAGAGGGUCAUUGAUUUGCGGAGGCUUAUUUUCACUAGAACCUCUUUCUAAUUGGUUUUCGGCUGUUGCUUUAUCUCAUGCGCUUAUUGAAGACGUUAAUCACAAAGAGCAACUGUUGGCUGUACUUCUUGCCACAAAUAUUGGUACGCCGCCUGUGACAUUAAUGCAACAGUGUAUUACAUUACUUCGACAAAGUAACAAUAUUCAAUCUAAUAUUGGAAUAGCAAUGUUAGUAUGUACAUGGAUUUCAUAUUGUCCACUGGCAGUUGAACGUUUCCUAAGUAUCGAUACAUGUAUGCCUCAUUUGAUGGCUUUCCUAUCCUCUAACGAAAGCAAUGAUGACCAAUAUGAGACAAUACUACAAAGUGUCUACGCAUUUCUCAUAGCUAUCUGUGUUCAUUUUAAUAAUAACACUGUGCUAGACUACACAAAGGAAAAACUAUGCUAUCUCAUAUUUAACAGGAUAGGUAUUGAAAAAUUUCAAGAUAUGAUUGGUGGCAUCACAAGACAUGAAAUUUACUCUCGUUCCUUGAAACAGCCUUUUACUUAUGCAAAAAAUCCGGAAGAACUGUUGUUGGACCACGAAUUCUGCCGUAUUUUUAAAUCUUUGGAAGGUACCGUAUUAAAAUCCGUGUUAGACUGUAAUAAAUCUAUCAGUAGUGGAGAGAAAUUUAGUCUUUCUGCAUCGCAAGAAUCCUCAGACAUUACAAAAUUUAAAAGUGUGAUUAGAGAACAAGAUUCUCGAAUUCAACAACUAAAUCUAUUGGUUGACAGUCUGCAGAUCAAAAAUGACUAUUUUCAGCAAGAAGUACAUAAAUUAAAACAUGAUGUGAACUCUUUAACUGAUCAAAAUAAAGUACUUCGAGCUGCUCAUACUAAUCAUUCAGCUGAUUAUCUGCAGAAGUCGACUCAAACAUCAUUUGACUUUUUAGAACAACAAGAAACAUCUUUAGAAAACAAAAUUUUUAUUUUACAAAAUACGUUACAAGAAAAAAAUAAGGAGCUCACUUACUUGAAAAAGGACCAAGAAGAUUUACUUGAAUUAUUAACAGAUCAAGAAAGAAAAAUUGGAUCAUUAACAAAAAAAAUAAUUAAUUUUGGAGGAAAGCUGAUGCCUGCUUCAAGACAUUCCAACAGUCAGCCUUUCACCUUCAAGGACCUAAAAACCUACUCUCACGUUUUUCAACGUAUGGACAGUACUUACAAACCGCUGGAGCAGCCCUAA
This is a messenger RNA of Copidosoma floridanum, 1302 nucleotides long. RefSeq names its product general vesicular transport factor p115 (gene p115). Gene Ontology annotation, biological process: vesicle fusion with Golgi apparatus; endoplasmic reticulum to Golgi vesicle-mediated transport; transcytosis. The record is from RefSeq and is a predicted model, not a curated record. Gene Ontology annotation, cellular component: ER to Golgi transport vesicle membrane; Golgi membrane; Golgi stack. Lineage: Eukaryota; Metazoa; Arthropoda; Insecta; Hymenoptera; Encyrtidae.